Messenger RNA from Physeter macrocephalus (sperm whale), 1151 nucleotides. RefSeq names its product RNA-binding protein with serine-rich domain 1-like. Gene Ontology annotation, biological process: mRNA splicing, via spliceosome. Gene Ontology annotation, cellular component: cytoplasm; ASAP complex; nucleoplasm. The record is from RefSeq and is a predicted model, not a curated record. Gene Ontology annotation, molecular function: RNA binding. Lineage: Eukaryota; Metazoa; Chordata; Mammalia; Artiodactyla; Physeteridae.
CAGAAGGGGAGAAUGCAUUUAUCAGGAGUGAAAAAGAAGAGCUUGCUAGGAGUCAAAGAAAAGAAUAAAAAGUCCAGCACUAGGGCUCCUUCUCCUACCAAAUGCAAAGACCGCUCUGAUAAGAAGUCCAAGGAUCACUCUAAAGAUAAGGGGGCCACCAAGGAGUCAAGCGAGAAUCUUGGCAGGGAUAAAACGCGAACGAGGCGCAGCGCUUCCAGUGGUACCAGCAGCACAAGGUCUCGGUCCAGCUCGACCUCCAGCUCGGGCUCCAGCUCCAGCUCCAGCAGCUCCUCUGGCUCUCCGAGUCCUUCUCGGCGCAGGCAGGACAACAGGCGGCAUUCACGCUCCAAAUCCAAACUACCCAGAAGAGAUGAAAAGGAAAGGAAAAGGCGGAGCCCUUCCCCUCAACCCACCAAAGUGCACAUUGGAAGGCUCACUAGGAAUGUGACCAAGGAUCAUAUCAUGGAGAUAUUCUCCACCUAUGGGAAAAUUAAAAUGAUUGACGUGCCUGUAGAAAGUAUGCACCCGCAUCUGUUUAAAGACUACGCAUAUGUGGAGUUUGAGAAUCCAGAUGAGGCCGAGAAGGCGCUGAAGCACAUGGACGGAGGACAAAUCGAUGGCCAGGAGAUCACUGCCACUGCUGUGCUGGCCCCGUGGCCUCGGCCACCCCCCAGGCGAUUCAGCCCUCCCAGGAGAAUGCUGCCACCGCCUCCCAUGUGGCGCAGGUCACCCCCACGGAUGAGGAGAAGGUCGCGUUCUCCUCGGCGCAGGUCCCCCAGCCGCCGCAGCCACAGGAGCCGCUCCAGCUUCAACUCCUCCCGACACGCAGGGCCACCGAAGCUCUGCCCUGUGACUUGCAUCCCAUCCAACUCACUUUUGUCACUUUUCUAGCCUUAGGAGGAUCGGUAGGAAAGAAAUCCCUCACUCAGGGGCAGGCUUUGAAGGUGAAGGCAGUAAUUGCCACGUUUCCCCUGGCGGCAGAGUUCCGGCUGCAGGAGUGUCGUUGGUUUGGGGUCGUGCUUAUAAAGAUGCCCUCUAGUUUUCUGGCUAGAAAGCUUCCACAUUUCUAGUUCCUGAGAGUCAGUUUAGUGGCAAAGCCAGCAGGGAUGAGCCGGGGGCUCCAGGAGGUGGUACAGCCCCAGCCUGGGAGC